Messenger RNA from Balearica regulorum gibbericeps (East African grey crowned-crane), 784 nucleotides. The record is from RefSeq and is a predicted model, not a curated record. Lineage: Eukaryota; Metazoa; Chordata; Aves; Gruiformes; Gruidae.
AAACAACACUUAAAUUUACCUAUAGAGAAAAAUAUCCCGAUGAAACUCCACUUUAUGAAAUUGUCUCACAGGAGAAUCUUGAUGAUAAUGAUGUCACAGACAUAAUAAAACUACUAGAACAACAGGCAGAAGAAAAUUUAGGAAUGGUAAUGAUCUUCACUCUAGUCUCAGCAGUACAGGAGAAAUUAAAUGAAAUAGUGGAUCAAAUAAAAACACGGAGAGAAGAGGAAAAGAAACAGAAAGAAAAAGAAGCAGAAGAAGAAGAGAAACAACGUUUUCAUGGCACUCCUGUUACCAUUGAGAAUUUCUUAAAUUGGAAAGCAAAGUUUGAUGCAGAACUCCUAGAAAUAAAGAGGAAAAAAAUGAAAGAAGAAGAACAAGCGGGCAAAAAUAAAUUAAGCGGGAAACAGCUGUUUGAAAUGGAUCACAACCUUGACACCUCUGACAUUCAGUUCUUGGAGGAAGCUGGAAACAGCGUGGAGGUUGAUGAAUCUUUAUUCCAAGAAAUGGAUGAUUUAGAGUUGGAGGAUGAAGAGGAUGACCCUGACUACAACCCUGUUAAUUUAGAUAGUGAUUAGACUUUUUUGAACUGGCUGUGUUGGACAUAUGUAUGGAGAGGGGGAUAGACAGGAAAGCCACAGCAUCUGUGGUUUUAGUAAUGUGCAUUGGUUUUCUUUUUUUUUCUUUUUUCCAAAGAAAAAAACAAAAUAUUUUAAAUCCAGGAGAAUGGUCUUCUGAUGACUUUCAUCGUAAAUAAAUUUACUUUAAUAUUUCACAUGAAAAA